AUGGCGCUAAAAACAGUAGUAGCACUGUUGGUGAUGCAACGGUAUGAAGUGCGGACACUACCGACACCGCACAAUCAUGAACCGAUAGGCAACCAACUGGAGGAGGCGGAAGAGGAAGAACGCAUCCUCAACUUUGUCACCGUUCGUCCGGAAUACUUUGAGAUCAAUCGUGCUCGACCAAUUAUCGACUGGAUAACGGGAGUCAUCGGUACGCCGGUGUUUGCCAAUGAUACCCCGGGACCCUCGCAGAACUGUACCGCUUGUACGUGCGGAACGCAACCCCCCACCGGCGAACGGAUCGUCGGCGGUACAACGGUUGAGGACAACAGUUACUCGUGGAUGGCCGCACUGUACUACAACAAUCUGUUCAGCUGCGGUGGCUGCCUGAUCUCGGAUCGCUACGUCAUCACCGCAGCCCACUGUACGGCCAAACCGGACAAGGGCCAGUUUCGCGUCCAGUUCGGCAUUCACGAUCGCACCCGCCCUACCGGAGCUUCGGUGGAGCGCAGCGUGAAGCGCAUCCUGACCAACUGGUACAACGCGUUCAACAACAACAACGAUAUAGCGUUGAUGGAGCUCACUUACCCGGUCGCGAUCGGUGACCAGCUGGUUCCGAUCUGUCUUCCACAGGCGUCGGCGAUGUACGAGGGUGUCCGGGGUGUCAUUACCGGGUGGGGGCGCACAAAGACGGGCGGUGGUCUAUCCGGUACGCUGCAGCAGGCCGAGGUACCGAUCCUGACGAACCGCGAAUGCCGCCGAGCCGGCUACUGGGCCUUCCAGAUCACGAACAAAAUGAUCUGUGCCGGGUUUCUGGAAGGUGGCAAGGACUCGUGCCAGGGAGACAGCGGUGGACCGUUGCAGGUGCUGAACGAGAGUACGAAUCGGUACGAGCUGGUUGGAUUAGUGUCUUGGGGCCGUGCUUGCGCUCAAAAGAACUUUCCGGGUGUGUACACUCGCGUCAACCAGUACCUGUACUGGAUUAACCGCAACAUCAAGGACUCCUGCCAGUGCCUGCAGUGA
Molecule: messenger RNA, 1020 nt
Organism: Anopheles aquasalis
Lineage: Eukaryota; Metazoa; Arthropoda; Insecta; Diptera; Culicidae
Product: trypsin-like
Biological process (GO): proteolysis
Molecular function (GO): serine-type endopeptidase activity
Source: RefSeq, a predicted model, not a curated record